UUGAGCAUUACGUAGAAAAGUAUUCUCUUUAUAUUAUCUUCAAUAAUUAUCAAUGCAAUGCAUGUUGCGUAUGCCUACAUAUGUACGUAUACGUACAUACGUACUGAUAUACGUCUUCUGCAAAAUAUAAAGGAAACAAGAGGCUACUGAAAAUGACAGAUUCUAUGAAGUUUGGUCCAGAAUGGUUGCGCAAUAUGUCGGCGGAGCCUUCAGGAUCUUCCAGUAGCAAUAACGUUGGCGUAGGAGCCAACAGCUCGCUGGCAACGCACAGCCUUGCAAACAACACGACACCAGCAGCUGCAGCUUCCUCUCGCAACAUGUUUCCAGAGUACCGAUAUGGACGUGAGGAAAUGCUGUCUCUGUUUGAUCGGCACUGUUUGUUGCCCCAGAUUUUACCUUCGUUUAAGAAACUUUUUGUGGACAAGGUUCAGUAUCCGCUUGCCCUGACGCCCAGCACUGAAGAGGACAAUAAUCAAAUUGGGAGUAGCUCUCGGCCGGCCUGGUUGCAACGCUCAACGGGCGGAUUUGGAACAGCUCCGCGUGGCACUGGACGUGGUGGAACAGUCGAUCGGGGCCGAAUGCGUGGAAAAUCAGUUUAUCAUCCGAUAUAUCAGCGCCCUGGCGGUCUAUACGAUGAAGGUCUGUCAGCUAUGUCCAUCAAGACCGAACGAAACUGGAACGAGCGAAAUGGAACUGGUGAUGCAGUGCCUGUUAGCACAGCACUGGGUAAUUCGGGGGGCCUGGACUGGAACGGUACACCAAGUUCGAGUCCCAGAAAAGAGUUCUCCAGUCAUCAUCGCAACAUGGAAAACUGGCGCCGCAGCCGAAACGAAGAUGGAUCUGGAGACUGCCCGAUUGCAAGCAACAACCUAUCUGGAUCGGAUGUUGCCGGAUGGAGAAGCAGUGCUGGAGGAGGAAGUACCAAUUCUAGCUUUGGGGCUAACACGCAACGCUGGGGUCGAUCUACCAGUUGGCGCGACGAGGACUCCCACUUGGAUGGUUUGGCCAGUAUACAGCGUUCUAUUUCGACCGUUGGGACUGUAGACGUUGACCGUGAGCGGGGAGGAAGCGGUAAGACAGGAUCGGGAGUGGUUUCUUCUUCUGUCCGUCAAUCGGGCGCUAAAAACUCUCAAUUGUGGUCUGGCGGCGGCGGUGAUACCGAGGACAAUCUUCCCGAGUGGGCUAUGGAGAAUCCAUCCGAAUUGGGUGGCACCUUUGAUUCGAGUGGCGCCUUUCACGGAGAUGCCGAUCUACAGAAGGCAGCUAAGGCAGCAGCUGGGCAAAGGGACUCCACUGAUGCGGUAAACUCUGCGGCUUCAAGCUCUAAUAACAACUUACCUCAGACUGGGAGCAGGAAUCACACUGACGGAGAGAAUGAUGCAGGCGAAAAGGAGUUUGACGGGAAGAUAGAAUCGAACCCAAUAAAAUUCCCCGACUUGAAUGAAAGCUGCCAACAGUCUCCAACAGCCUCAAUUGGUGAAGCUGUCCACGGGGAUAUAUCGGAUAGAAUCAAAGAAGUGGCCGAUGAGGUUGAGAAACUGAUAAUGGACGAUGAUAACAGUGUCUCCCAAAAUCAUAGAGAACCACAAAUAGAUAGCGACCGGUUCGCAACUACAAUGCCUGGUCUAGCAGAGAUUGAAAUGAGCAUUAAGUCGAACACUGUGGGCGACACUGUUCUGCUUCAGCAUCCGCAUCCUCAUCCUCCGCAUCCCGCGAUACCUAUUGCAGUACAGAAUACAAGCAUUGCCCAUCGUCCAUCGCAUCAACAUCCGAGUCUACCUUUUCCGGACCAGUUGGCUAUGCAACAUCACCACCAUCUGCACCACCAGCACCAACAGCAUCUGACAAUGCUUCCUACAUCGCAGAUAAUGAAUUCGAAUCCGAAUCCGAAUGAGUUGUGGUUCUACCGCGAUCCUCAGUCGAAUGUUCAGGGGCCGUUCAGUGCCAUGGAGAUGACGGAAUGGUAUCGGGCCGGCUACUUCAAUGAAAAUCUGUUUGUGCGCCGCUUCUCCGACAGUAGAUUCAGGCCACUGGGCGAGCUAAUAAAGCUUUGCCACGGUAACAUGCCAUUCUCGCACAGCCAUUUGCUGCCUUCACCGAUGGAUUUAGACAAUCUUCCCAUUGGACAGAUGCCAGCCGCUCUUCCAGUUCCACUUCCACUUACGCCGCGCAAGCCAUCGUCAGCUGCGCUCUCAAUCUCUUUGGGCGAACAGCAAUUGCAGCAACAAAUGCAAAGAGAAGAGCUCAAAGCGAAUGUGACCACCGCCGCAGACUCGCUGAGCGCCGCCAUUAAAGGAAAUCUGGGCGGAAAUGCCUUGGACGCCACAUCCCAUAUGCUGACCAUGCGAUUCCAGAUGCUGCAAGAUCAGUACUUGCAGCACCAAGAGUACCAGAUAGUCAAGGAGCUGUCCAAAAACGAGUGCUUUCAGCGCCUCUCUGCUGUUGAGCGGGAAUCUGUAGUGCGGCGCAAGGUUCAGUUGCUCGUUCUGCCAGAGUACUUGAGCAGCCUGAGCGGGCUGAGUAACUCGCUGGCUGUACUUAAUCCGGCAGCCGGGAGCCAGUUGUACCAUGUGAUAGCUGAGCAGGGUAAAAAGGAUCAGCAGCAGCUUUUUGCCAAAAGCUCAGACCAGCAGCGGCCCCUGGGCAAUCUUCUGGAAGCAAACAACUUCAUACACAACGCCAAACUGAUGCAUCAGCAAACCCAGCAGGUUCAGACUGCUUCGCAUCCGUCGCAGCAACCUGCGGAACAGGUAGCUCUGCCUGGAUCGGCAGCUGAGCCGAAUAACAUUGACGAAAUGCAUGGCAGCGAUAUGGAUUUACUAACCGAAUACAAUUUGCGUAUGUUGCUGCGAGGACAGCCCACCGUUGGGCAUCCGCAGCCUCCGCUAACAACUCUUGGCAGUGACAAUCCCACUGGUGGGGAUUUCAUGACUGAGCCACGAAUGCUGGCAGCGCAAAACCUGAUGAUUCCAAUGUGGCUGCCUGCUCAACCACCAAACCCCAACCAAAACCCGCAGUGGUCUGGAAUGGCAAACGCAAAGGUCACCUUGUGGGACGUGGCAACUUUGGAAGAGGAGCAGAGCCAACAGCAACAGCAGCAGCAAUUACUAGCUCAACAGCAGCAACAGAAAUUCAUGGCAGGUGCAGAGCAAGCUCCAGGUGCUGGUGCAACUGCAUCAGCAGCCCCUGACUCUCCAUCAGUGGAUAACUUGGGCGAUCGGUCCCAGGCUACUGACAAUCAAAACAAUCAUCUAAAGAAGUUGCUCAGUCCAAUGCCAGCACAGACAGUGAUUGCGGAUGUGGAGCCACUCAAGGAUCAACAUCCAUCACAGCCUCUGGCACAUAUCAAACAAACUAAUAAGCAAAACUUGGCUGCCAGAUCGCCCCAGCUGUCGGCACCGACUAAGUUCAUUAAUGAGGAAGAGCGGCGGCGCGAGAUAGCUGAGGAAAAGCGGCGACUCAAGGAGGAGCGCAAGCGUCAACAACUGGAAGAGGAGAAACGCCGUGCCUUGCAGCUUGAAGAAGAAAAAACUCGACAAUCGCUGGAAGAAAGGGAACGACAACUGCAAAUACAAGGUCAGCGUCGAAAGGCCUUACUAGGUAGCGCACAAGCACCAGUUCAAGGUACAGCAACAGGAACAGCCGUAUCUGCAGCGAGCACCAAGCAUGGCGUUGCCAAGGCGGCGGAUCUACAAGCAGCUUCUCGUUCGGCUGCCACAUCAAUUGCGCCAUGGUCGCUUCGAUCGCCGAAAGCCAGUAGCGCCGCGCCUGGACUGGCAGAGAUACAGAAGGCAGAAAGGCGAGAACGCCGCGCGGAUCAGCAGCGACAGCAGGAACAGUUGGAUAAACAAAUGCGUGCCACUGCAGCAGCUGCGGCCGAGGCGAACGAUGCUCUGCUUAAGUGGCAGGCAGCACCCGCUCCAGCGACCGUAAUGAGCCUAGCUGAUAUUCAGGCAGAGGAGGCCAAGCGGCUGGCAAAUGAGCUCAUGGAACAGCAGCGGCGUCGCGAAAUAGAGCAACAGCAACAGGCUGCCAUUGCAACAAAUGUGGGUGGGACGUGUGGCCUGUCCAACAUCUGGGGAACUGCCAAUAAGGCUUGGAGUGCAUCGACGUCUUCUUCGCUUUCAUUGGCUACAGGCGCUCGUCUAUGGGAUGAUCCCAAUUCCCCGUCGGUCAAUCAAAUAGUUUUGCAACCGUCUGGCAGUGCCAGUGCUACUGGACCAGUCACUGCUGCGGCUGUUCUAGCCGCAGGUCUGCUUUCGGCGGAAAAACAUAACUUAAACGCACAGUCCAAGUCGACAACUGCUUUGGAAUCACCACGAAAUUUGCGUAAGAGUCAGACCGUGCCGACCAUGCAAAACGUGGCAAAAACGACCAAGGCUGUUGGCGGACCACAACAGCUUCCUGAGAAGAACAAAACGAUUCAUAUAAGGGCGAGUCCGAAAGUGGCACCUACGGCGGCUGAAGAAAAGGACAAGGAAAGAAAAUCGAGUGGCAAGGGGCCUAUAGACCAGGCCAGUAAUAAAGUAAACGAAUAUGAAAACGAGUUUACUAGCUGGUGCAUGAGAAGCCUAGACAAUAUGACCGCCAAAGUGGAUGUACCCACGUUUGUUGCAUUCUUGCAGGACUUGGAGGCACCAUAUGAGGUGAAGGACUAUGUGCGCAUAUACCUAGGCGAGGGAAAAGAUUCUUCCGACUUUGCCAAACAAUUUCUGGAGCGGCGCAGUAAAUACAAGAGCUUGCAGCGUGCUCAAAACGCGCACAAUGAUGAUAUGUGCAAGCCCGCUCCGGCUAUAACACCAUCAGGAAACGAUAAUACCGAAAGCAAGAACAAGCAGAAGAAGGUCAAGAAGAACAAAAUGACUAAGAUGGACGCACGCAUUCUCGGUUUUUCGGUAACCGCUGCAGAGGGCCGCAUUAAUGUUGGCGUUCGGGACUAUGUCGACGGACCAUAACCACUCCGGAAGCAGCAACGACAACCUCAAGUUUUAUGUAGAAUGAGAAACCUUAUUAAAUAUAGAUUUGAAUUGAAGGCCGGGUAAUAAUUGGACUUAUCCCUGUUCAAAAUAAAUCCGUAUAUACAUAUGUGACUAAUAUUCGUGUAACUUAAUACUUACAUAUGUGCAUAUGUUACUAACGGUAAGAGGAAGAGUCUAUUGAUUGGAUUAUAUUGAUGUCAAAAUGCAGGUAACCCUCGGUGUUGGUCAAAAUUCAAUUUUAUUUGAAAUGUAAAUAAUUAUUUAUUUAAAAAAUGCUCCCAUGCCAAAGUUUACACAAUUUCAAUAUUAUGCGAGCAACAGACUAACUCCUGGAAUCUAAUCGAAUCGUUUUCGGCGUUGAGAAAUACACCUACAACACAUUAUCUAUUUUCUAUAAAAUGGAAACAUUUUUUGAAGUCCCCGAUAAAAAGUUAAGUUUACCAUUUCAGUCAAAUAUCCCCACUUAAGCGACUUUUUUUUAUCAGUUUCCUUACAGUUUACUUAUAACUUGUUAUUGAAAGAAGGUAAGCGUGUUUUUGUAACCGCUUUAAGGCUUAUGGCCUUAAAUAUUUGUAAUUUUGCAAUAAAAAGUAAACAAAAAAGUUGUACAAAUAAAA
Molecule: messenger RNA, 5596 nt
Organism: Drosophila obscura
Lineage: Eukaryota; Metazoa; Arthropoda; Insecta; Diptera; Drosophilidae
Gene: Gyf
Product: GIGYF family protein Gyf
Exons: 9
Coding region: 153-4955 (1600 amino acids)
Molecular function (GO): protein binding
Source: RefSeq, a predicted model, not a curated record